UUUUUUCUUUUUUCCUAGCCAAGAAUUCAGAAUUUCACACAAGCCCAGCAGCAGCAGGCAAAGAGUGACCAACAAAGGCCGCCUUUAAGUUACCAAAUUGCGACCACCGAAACCCUCGAAUUCCAAACCGUAACUUGGCGUUUUCGUUUCCAAACCUCAAAUAACAUCUUACAACUCCAACUCAAUAUCCGAGUCAUCCUCAACAAACAUAACUCUGUUAAGUAUUUAUUUACUCGGAUGACUUGGAUCAGCAAGAAUUUGCAUCAAGAGAUCCUAUGCAACCUCAUGCGUUGCCUACCCUCAAACACCCAAAACCCCACCAAUUCAACAACCCCACAAUGUCAAUCCGUUCAACAUGUUCCAACUCAAGGGCCCUGUCAAAGCAGGUAGGUUGAGUGACGCACGCCAACUGUUUGAUAAAUUGCCUCAAAGAGAUCAAGUCACAUGGACCACCCUCAUUUCUGCUUAUGCUGAUUCAUCUGAAUCUUGUCUUUCUUUUCCACCAUUCACUGGAUCCCUUCUUACUUAGUCUAGCACGCAAGGCAUCUGCUAUAAACUCCACUGCAAAACUAGGGGAAUCGCUUCAUGAGUUUGUGAGUUCUGUUUUUGUGGGCAGACUCGGUCACCUUCAUUGGUGUUCUAACUGCGUGUAGCCAUGCUGGUCUAGUUGACAUUGGCUGCAAAUUAGAUUCUUGAAAUGGACCCAACAUGCGCGUGGACACAUAUCAUUGGCAAAUUUGUAUUCGGUGAAAGGUAAAUGGAGGGAGGCCGCAGAAGUGAGGAGAAGGAGCCUGGAUGGUCUUGGAUUAUGAUUAGGGAUUGUGUGUUUGUGUUUGCAGCUGGUGAUCAUUCAAAUCCUCAGUGGGAAGACAUAUGUUGCAUAUUGGGGUUAUUGUCUCUAAAGGAACAAGUGUUUGUUACUGGAGUAGAGAUAAUGUGUUAAUCUACAAUCUAGAUGAAGUUGAGGACUGAGAUUUGCAAAUUUUAAAUCAUUUAUUGGGAACAUCUCACUUGCUUAAUCUUCUCUUCCUUUUUGAUCUUGAGAUUGUUUAAAUAGACACAACUGCAGCUUGCUUGUCGGAGCAUUGUGAACUAAGGCUGGAUUUUGCUUUUUGAUGCUUGACUACCGAAGUUGCACCUUAUGUCGGGGGGAUCAGCCUCUAAACUGUCAGAACCCUGGCUGAUGACAAGGUAUGGGCUCCUGCUACAAGUAAUAUCCGUAUACUUGUUUAGCAAUGCUAUUUAUUACAUUGGUUGUCUAACAAACAUUUUGGCAGUAAGCGAUGAAUUUCAAGCAGGAAACUCAAGGGUACAAUAUAUGAAGCAUACCAAUCAAAGUCUUUAAACAUUUCGACAUACAUCUGUUUUUGAACAUUUUGACAAAGUCUUUAAACGUUUCAGCCAUGUGAAUCUUUUAAUGGGUUGUUCGUGUUGUCACAACCUAAAAGGGCAAUUGUAGUUUGUUACAUCUUUAGUGCUCUGAGAGAUCAAACUUUUAUUCUUUUAGCAAAGUCUGUUUAACUCAGUUUUCAGGAUUAACCAUAUAAUCUAUGCUUGGCUGUUCGGACAUAUUGUGUCAGAUGGGUUCUUCAAGACUUCUGGUUGCUAUGUCCCAUGGUGGUGCCUCCUUAGACUUUCCAUCGAUUGCACAGAAUGACAAGACAAGAGAAUCUUCUGAAUUGGAGUCAGAUGUACCUAACAACAUUCAGAGCCAGAUGAUCCAUGGUCAAAAUUGUAUAUGGUCAGGUGAAUCUUCAGUUUGCAGUAAGAAGCUGAAGCAUUAUCCAGCUUUUAUCAGGGAUGGAACCACAGUAGCUGUUCAUUCGUUUGCAUUGAUCAAGGGUGAAGAAGAAAAUCAGCACAUUGGUUAUGUGGAAGACCUGUACGAGGAUUACAGUGGACACAAAAUGGUUAAAGUGCGGUGGUUUAACAGCAGUGAAGAAGUCGGUGGAAUCCCUUCCCAUGAGGUUAUGAUCACACCUCAUGUUGAAGUUGUGAGUGCAGAGUGUAUUGGUGGGCUUGCAACCGUUUUGACUCCAAAGCAUUAUCAGCAGUGUUUGGCUGUUGUUUCACAAGAUUUCUCAGAUGGGGUUUACAUGUGCUCUAGGCAGAUAAAAAACAACAAGGUCUCAUCAUUUCCUUUGUGUAAACUGCGAGGUUAUUCAAACCAAACAAUCUUCUCUAUUCUAAAUCCACCAGUCAUCCCAUCUAACGAGGAGGUACCAAGUUCCUUUGAGCAAAAACUGAAAGGUGUAGAUGAUGGCCGUUGUUGUUUUGGUGCUGGUGAGGAGAUUGAAGUGCUUAGUUGUGACAGUGGGUUGCGAGGCUGCUGGCAUAGAUGUAAAAUCUUGAAGGCCAAAAAGAAGCAUUUGAAAGUUGUGUACGUGGAUGUGGAGCAUGUAGACGGUCUUGGAAAUAUAGAGGAAUGGAUUGCUGCUUGCAGAGUCGCAGAUCCUGAUAAGCUGGGGAUGAGAUACUUAGGUCGCCAUACCAUCCGCCCAUGGGCUCCUAGUUGUUCAAAUGCAUGUUUUAGCAUUGGCGAUGCGGUAGACGCCUGGUGGUGCAAUGCCUGGUGGGAAGGUGUUGUUGUAGCCACCCCCAUCCUAGCUAUUGAUACUUUUUGUGUUUACUUUCCUGGUGAAAACAGAUUUGAAGAUUGUGAAAAGAAGAACCUCAGAUGCUCCAAAGACUGGGUUGGUAACAAGUGGCUAGAAAUACAGCCAAAGCCUAAUAUAGAUGUCCUCAACCUCCAAACCACAGUGGACACUCAAGCUCUUGCUUCUUCACAAAAGGAGGAAGCUCCAGCAAAAUGAAGACUUUUUUUUUUUAUUAGUAAGCGACUAAGCGUAGCGCAUAGGAAGCUCUGUGUCUAUUUUGUCACAUAUCUAGCUUGCAAGUAAGAUUUUAUAGAUAUUUGAUAAUGGUAUGUUUUGGACCUUGUUUAUGAGCAUUGAUGCAUGACGGGA
Molecule: messenger RNA, 2966 nt
Organism: Helianthus annuus (common sunflower)
Lineage: Eukaryota; Viridiplantae; Streptophyta; Magnoliopsida; Asterales; Asteraceae
Exons: 6
Coding region: 1551-2813 (420 amino acids)
Molecular function (GO): chromatin binding
Source: RefSeq, a predicted model, not a curated record